This is a messenger RNA of Cryphonectria parasitica EP155, 969 nucleotides long. RefSeq lists its product as uncharacterized. The record is from RefSeq and is a predicted model, not a curated record. Bases 1 to 969 code for a protein of 322 amino acids. Gene Ontology annotation, cellular component: membrane. Lineage: Eukaryota; Fungi; Ascomycota; Sordariomycetes; Diaporthales; Cryphonectriaceae. The transcript has 4 exons.
AUGUCAGAAGGACACAUCGUGCCUGGAAGCAUAUACAUAUAUGCUCCGAACAAGAUUGCCCCUGUUUUCUUCAGUGUCGCGUUUGCGCUUGCUUGCGGUGCGCAUGUUUGCCAAGCUCAUUCCUACAAGUCAUGGAAAUUGACGGCUUUGUACCCAUUUUCCUGCCUCUUGUUCAGCCUUGGCUUUGUGUUACGAGAAUAUGGCGCGUUCAACUAUUACGACACGACUGCAAAUCUUAAUAUAUACAUCGCGAGCACUUGCUUGAUCUACAUGGCGCCACCCCUCCUCGAACUUGCCAACUUCCACGUCCUGGGCCGCAUCCUCUAUUUCGUGCCAUACUGCGCACCAAUGCAUCCCGGUCGCGUCCUCACGACCUUUGCCAUGCUUUCCAGCCUCAUCGAAGUCUUGAACGCAAUCGGUGUCACUUACCUGGCCAACAAGUCAUUACCCGAGAACCUUAUCAAUCUGGGCCAGGUUCUCAUGAAAGUUGGGCUGUGUCUGCAGAUCUUGGCCAUCGCGCUCUUCGUCCUCUGCGCGGUCGUCUUCCACCGCCGCUGCGCCCGAGCCGGGCUUACUACGAACCGCAAAGUGUCGACACCGCUUAUCAUCAUGUACAUCAGCACCGCCCUGAUCCUGGCCCGUACGGUGUACCGAAUUGUCGAGUACUUUAGUAUCGCCAACUUGGAGGCCACCCCAACGGUGACAGCCAUCAGUCCAAUCUUGAGAUACGAGUGGUUCUUCUAUGUGUUUGAGGCAUCAAUCAUGUGCGCCAACGUGUGCAUGUGGUCCAUCUACCACCCUAGGAGAUACCUCCCGGCGGAUCCUCACGUUUUUCUUGAACGCGAUGGCAUCACAGAGACUGAAGGGCCUGGGUGGGAGGACGAUGCAAACUAUUGGAUGACGCUUAUCGAUCCUUUUGGUUGUACGCGAAAGCAUAAAGGUCAAGGAGAUAGUCUGCAGGAGAAGUGA